Paraglomus brasilianum is the source of this 834-nucleotide messenger RNA. Lineage: Eukaryota; Fungi; Glomeromycota; Glomeromycetes; Paraglomerales; Paraglomeraceae. The record is from the annotation of a GenBank genome assembly.
AUGAUGCACCCAGCUGUAGUUGCGAGUAUUGUUGUUGGCAGCGUAGUGGUUGCCUACGCUGUAUAUUGUGCUGUCAAAGAAUAUAUUGAUGAACCUAUAGGCGUCCUUGUUGACAAUGAGAAGUCUGAAAAAGAGACCAAAGUAAAGUCAGAAGACAAACAGAGUACUGGUAGGAGUACUUCUGUCGGCGCCUCGGAAGAAACUAGCUUACGGCAGAGAACGAGAACGAGGACUUCCAGACAGAGGUCUAGAGAUUCGCGAGUCACAGCUUCUCAAGCUAGCAUGAUUCAGAAACACGACCCUGAAGAAGAAGAAAGACUUCAAGAACAACUCUCCUAUUUUACGGCAGUAGAACAAGAAAUCGAACGUCGUAAACUUCGGCUAGCUGCUGAAGAGGAUCUACUCCUUCAGCGCGAGCGAGAGAUCCAGCGUCGGCGUCAAUACCUCGAUUCCUUGAGUGAUUCUCGUUCAAGCCCCCCUUCCUCCGAAGAUGGUACAUCUGAAGCUCAUCGAACGUCCACUACUGGCCUCACAACUGUCUCUUCCACUACUGCUGUUCCUUCUGCGCCUGCUGCCAAUUCAGAUAAAAAAGAAACAUCCCUUCCUCCGCUCAGAGUAGUUGACCCAAUUGCGUCGACUCGUUUAUCGCCCGUUCCGGCCGUCAGUGAGACGAAUAAGACUACUGUUGAUAGCAAUACGUUGGUUGAACAGGAGCCCAUUAGGAGACGAAUAGCUACUUCUGAAGAAGAAUGGUGUGAUAUUGAGUCUGUAGCUAGUGAGAACUUUGGAACUAUGUCAUCUGCAGCCGAUGUGGAUUGGGACAAACUCCAAUAA